UCCAUGACGGUUGUACAGACAUUUUGGAUAUUCUGUGAAAACUCUUCCCUGCACGGACUACGCUACAUUGGGCGGAAUAAGGCGAUCAAGGGAAACAUCCUGUUGCGGUUCGUCUGGAGUGUGAUAGCAAUGGUGAGUUUGGGGUUUACGCUACUGCUGGCCAACUCGGCCUGGGAUCAGUUCCGAAGCAAUCCAACGAUAACCACCAUCGAGACGACCUCGUACCCGGUGUCGCUGAUUGCCUUUCCAUCGGUGACGCUGUGCAACAUUAACAAAAUUCAUUCGGGUAAAGCAGAGGAGCUCGGACGGAAGUUACUGGACCUGGGCAUACAAAGCAAUGAUACGAUAGAUUUGCUGUACUCGUUACCCCGACUGAACGAUUAUCGUGCUAUCGACGAGCGAAUAAUAUCAAUAGAACAGCUCCUAACGUCCAAAGGGUACGACACGGAACGCAUCGCGUUUGAAGUUGCUCCACCCUGCGAAACGAUGAUGGUCCACUGUUUCUGGCUAAUGCAACCGGUCCAGUGUAGUAGCUUGUUUCGUCGGACGAAGAUUUUCGCCGGUUACUGCUGUUCCUUCAACGCGGACAGAUUUCUGGAGCCAAUAUUUACACGAUCGCUAAAUAUUACUCCUCAGGAGACUAUUCACGUUACCGGCAUUGGAAAGGGGGAAGGACUGUCGGUGAUGAUGGAUAUUGGCGAGAGUAACUAUAUGGCUUCGAAUCGGUUUUCGUACGGCAUUGAGGUUUUCGUGCAUCGAUCGUUCGAUUUUCCUGACUAUUCGGAUUAUACCGCCAUCGUACAGCGUGGCAAGGAGACGGAUGUGUCCGUUUUGCCUACGAUCGUUACGGCGAGUCCUUCGCUGAGGAAUAUACCGGUCGCGAUGCGAGGAUGUGCGUUCGACGAUGAGGGCAACGUCACGACCAGCGUCCCGUACACGUACAGCAAUUGUAUGAACGAGUGCGAGUUGCGUUACACUGCGGAGGUGUGCCGGUGCGUCCCGUUGUUUAAGCAAACGUUUGAACUGCAGGAGUUGUUGCAGGUGCCCAUCUGUGGGUUUCGUGAUCUUUUGUGUUUGCUGGAUUUGAAGGAGCGGGUCAGCUUUACGUCGGAACAGAUGGCGAAUAUGAUCGGUAGCGACUCGAAACGAACCAACAUUAAAUGUCAUUGCUAUCCUAGUUGCACUAUCGAGAAAAAUGAAGUUCACACCAUCACAAAUACUAUCUCCAAUCCUAAGAAAGACUCCUACGUUCCUGAGUUUAACUUUUCCGCUUACGGGGUGCUGCACGUUCAUUUUCGCUCGACCAACUGUCUCAAAUAUAGGCGCGAACCAUUCGUCACCUGGCAAACACUGGUGGCCACCUUUGGCGGAAUCCUUGGCAUAUGUUUUGGAGGCUCCAUACUGAGCAUAAUCGAGGCAGUGUUUCUGUUCGGCGUGAUUCCUUUUACGGUGUAUAAUGCACUGAGGAGCAAAAGCAAAACGCAUCCGUCGCCCACGGUUAAUGCGAUCUCUUACAUAGACUAUCCGGGACAUCAGCCGUUGGGAUAUUUUAGACGCAAGGCAGUGAUGGCACGAGCCAUCCGGGAUGGUGGUGACACGCUGUGGAGAAUGGAAAAGCGGAUGCAUCCGUUGGAAACGCGUCGCUGGAAGCAACACUAUAUUGAUGAGUUGAGAAUAAUGCCAUAAUUAGUUACGAAAACAAUGAGUAAGAGUACUCACAGGAGGGCUAGUACUGCCCUGAGAAUAGUUUUCCGAUAAAUUCGAAGCUAAUUAAGUUGUAAACUAAAAGUACAAAAGCUG
Molecule: messenger RNA, 1800 nt
Organism: Anopheles stephensi (Asian malaria mosquito)
Lineage: Eukaryota; Metazoa; Arthropoda; Insecta; Diptera; Culicidae
Product: sodium channel protein Nach-like
Exons: 4
Coding region: 4-1686 (560 amino acids)
Biological process (GO): sodium ion transmembrane transport
Cellular component (GO): membrane
Molecular function (GO): ligand-gated sodium channel activity
Source: RefSeq, a predicted model, not a curated record